CGGACAACUAGCUAGGUAGCGGCCGUUGGAAACAAAACCGGACUGAAGUUUUCAUGUUAACGUUAAACCUCGACCGUGUUUAAUUACCAACAUAGCUAGUUUUGACUGUUACCUUAUUUUAUCCAGACGUUGAGACUUUCGAGGUGAAGAUGGGAGUACCGAAAUUUUACCGAUGGAUUUCAGAGCGCUAUCCUUGUCUCAGUGAAGUUGUCAAGGAACAUCAGAUUCCAGAAUUUGACAAUCUCUAUCUCGACAUGAAUGGGAUUAUCCACCAAUGUUCCCACCCGAACGACGAGGAUGUCCACUUUCGCAUUUCUGAGGAAAAGAUUUUUGCAGACAUCUUCCAUUACCUGGAGGUGCUAUUCCGGAUCAUCAAGCCUCGCAAGGUCUUCUUCAUGGCGGUGGACGGUGUGGCACCAAGGGCAAAAAUGAACCAGCAGAGAGGACGGAGAUUCAGGUCCGCCAAAGAAGCAGAGGACAAGAUAAAAAAAGCUUUGGAUAAAGGAGAGGUGCUUCCCACAGAGGCUCGCUUUGACUCCAACUGUAUCACUCCUGGCACUGACUUCAUGGCAAGACUACAGGAGCAGCUCAAGUAUUUUGUCCACAACAAGCUCUCCACCGACAAGCUAUGGCAGAAUGUCAAAGUGUACCUGUCUGGUCAUGAGACCCCAGGCGAGGGAGAACAUAAGAUCAUGGAGUUUAUUCGCUCUGAAAACACCAACCCGGAUCACGACCCCAACACCCGACACUGCCUGUAUGGCCUGGAUGCUGACCUGAUAAUGUUGGGUUUAACCAGCCAUGAGCCAAACUUCUCCUUGCUCAGAGAGGAGGUCCGCUUUGGAGGAAAGAAAUCCCAGAAAAGGAUAACGGCUCCAGAGGAGACAACUUUUCACUUGCUUCACUUGUCUCUGAUGAGGGAGUACAUUGACUAUGAGUUCUCCGAGCUCAGGAAUCAUCUUGGUUCUGAAUAUGACUUGGAGCGAAUAAUAGAUGACUGGAUUCUAAUGGGCUUCCUUGUGGGAAACGAUUUCAUCCCUCACCUCCCUCAUCUUCACAUCAGUCACGAUGCUUUGCCGUUGCUGUACAAGACCUACAUCAGUGUUCUUCCCAGCCUGGGUGGUUAUCUGAAUGAGAACGGCCAUCUAAACCUCAGAAACUUUGAGAAAUACCUGGAGAAGCUUGCUGAGUUUGACCGGGAACAUUUUAGUGAGGUGUUUGUGGACCUGAAGUGGUUUGAGAGUAAAGUUGGCAACAAGUAUCUGAAUGAGGCGGCCGGAUUGGCUGCAGAAAAGGAGGCUGCCAGCAAAGACACAAAGAAGAAUGAGGAUAAUGCCCUCUGUCUGGCAGCUCUGACCUCAUCAGAAAGAGUGGUUGGAGAAGGAAAAGGAGCACUUGGAGACGAUGAGGACGAGGAGGACGAUAUGUUUGAAACAGAGUUCAGACAGUACAAGCGCACCUACUAUAUGACCAAGAUUGGGGUGGAUGUGGUAUCUGAUGAGUUCCUAGCCAAGCAGGCCAAGUGUUAUGUGGAAGGUAUCCAGUGGAUUCUCCAUUACUAUUACCACGGGGUUCAAUCCUGGAGCUGGUACUACCCCUACCACUACGCUCCCUUCCUGUCUGACAUCAGGAAUAUAUCUGGGUUAAAGCUGACCUUUGACCUUGGGAAACCCUUCAUGCCCUUUCAGCAGCUGUUGGCAGUCCUGCCUGCUGCUAGCAAGGAGCUGCUGCCUGAGGCUUACAGGCACCUGAUGACGAGUGAAAAUUCACCCAUAAUUGAGUACUACCCUCUUGACUUUAAAACGGACCUCAAUGGCAAGCAGCAGGAAUGGGAGGCUGUGGUUCUCAUUCCCUUCAUAGAUGAGAGGUGCUUACUAGCAGCCAUGGAGCCCUGUAAUCACAAGCUGACUAAAGAAGAGAAGGCCAGGAAUUGUCACACAGAGUGUGCCUGCUACUCAUAUGACCACGAAAUAGACUACACAUACAACUCCACCGUGCCUCACCUGUUCCCUGACAUCAUCCACUGCCAUGUCCGGAAAGCAAACAUCCCUAUGGAUGCCUGGCAUGUACCGUUGGACCACGCUAGAAGACCAGUCGACCGCUCAGCGCUGUACUUCUGUGGUUUCCCCACACUGCAACACAUAAAACACAAGUUUUUUAAGAAGAAGAGUGGCGUGGUCGUGUUUCAGCAGAGCAGCAGAGGGGAGAACACAAUACUGGAGAUCCUCCCCAGCGAGGAAGGAGAAGCGGUAUGUGAUGAUGUUGCUGUACUGGUACUGGGGAAGUCGGUGUUUGUCAACUGGCCGCAUCUAGAGGAAGCUCGCAUCAUUGCUGUGUCAGAUGGAGAAGUCAAUUUUUGUUUAGAUGAACCACCUGGUGUCCAAAGAGUGUAUGAUCAACCCUCCACCCCCCCUCCCACCAAAGUAACCUCUCUGUCUGACAAGGAGCAGAAGGAUUGGGUGAAGGAUGUCCAGGGAAUCACUGAACAUUUCAUGAAGAGGAAAGGCAUCGUGGUGAAUGAGACAUCUGUGGUUUUGUACGGCCAGUUGCUGACGGGAAGAAAGUACGUCCCCAAAGCCAACGGGGUGGUGGAACUAGAGAAACAGUGGUCGAAGCAGGUCCUCCCUUUCGCCUACCAGACCGUGGUUAAGGAUAUCAAGGCCUUUUACUCAUCUCUGACCAGCUUUAAGAGCUUAGACGAGCUCUUUCCUCCAGCAACCAAUGUCUUCAUGGUGGGGAACCCUUACUACGGUGCCAUGGGCGAGGUGCAGGAUUCUAGUGAUGUCAUUAAAGACGGUCGGGUACGGGUGGUCUUCAGCGUGCCACAAGAACCACAGCUUGAGACCUUAAUCCAGAAUCAGCAUAAGUACUGUGUGAAGUACAGUCCUGGAUACGUUCUGGCAUCUCGACUCGGCAUCAGCAGCUACCUUGUCUCCCGCUUCUCAGGAAGCAUCUUCAUUGGCAGAGGCUCUAAGAAGAAUCCUUGUGGGGAGCAAAGAGCUAACGUUGGCCUGAACCUGAAGUUCAACAAGAAGAAUGAGGAGGUUCCUGGAUACACAAAGAGAACGGAAAAGGAGUGGCUCUACUCUGUUGCUGUGGAGGAAUUGCUAGCUGAAUACCUGGACAGAUUUUCUGAAGUGUUCGACUUAGUGUCCAGAAACAGUCAUGAUGAUGUUUUCUAUGAAGAUGACAUUUGGCCUGGAUUUGACCAGAAUGGGGCGGAGAAGGUUGCAGAAAUCACUUCAUGGUUGAAAAGUCACCCAGUAAGCUCCAUCAGCAGGGCGUCAUGUGACCUACAAGUGCUAGACUCUGCCAUCGUGGAGAGGAUUGAGGAGGCAGUGGAGAAAACCAAGGUGAAGAAGAGCACGAAGAAAGUCCGUGUCACAGUCAAGCCUCACCUCCUCUUCAGGCCCUUAGAGCAGCAGCAGGGAGUGGUUCCAGACCCGGAAGCAGAGUAUCGCCUGUUUGACAGAGUGGUCAACAUCAGGGAGAGCUUCACCGUCCCACUGGGACUCAGAGGAACUAUCAUCGGCAUUAAAGGGGCGGAGCGGGAGGCAGAGGUUCUCUACGAAGUGCUUUUUGAUGAAGAAUUUGCUGGAGGUCUUAACAUCAGGUGUUCAUCACCUCGCGGUUACCGCCUCCCUCCCUGCGCUCUCAUUAACUUCUCCCACGGAGCCCGAAUGGAUCUCUCAUUUCACAAACUCACUGCCAUCGUCAAACCUCAGCCCUCCGCAGCCGCAAACUUCAGCUCUCAGCGCCAGCUGUCCGGCCUGAACCACUCUCCACGUUCACCCUUCAUACCGAUGCAGCAUAACAACAAACACAGCGGGGUGAAAGCAGCCUCCCAGGGCAACAGGAACUCUCCCACUAAAGGAAUCCAGAAACAACCGGCAAAGGGUAAAGAGGAGUACAGUAACGUGUGGCAGUCUCUGCAGAACUCGGCUGCUCCUCACAAACCUCCGGCUCACUGGCAUUCUAAUGAUGGAAAUCCCCAGCAGGGUGGAAACCAGCACUUCAAUAAAGCUGCCCCAGUUGGUGGCAUCAGACUGUUGAAGAAAAAUGAAGACGCCAACUCCCUUUUCCCCACAGCCAACACAGCCAAUAAGACUACAACUGAGUUUGAGGACCUGAUAGCCAGUCUCAAGAUCUCCAAAGGUAGCCAGCAGACCCCACCGCCUCCUGCUCCUCCACAAGUGCCCACCAGCCAGUCAGAUGGCCCGUUGUCUCCACAGUCCUUCGCCAUGAAGGGUACCCUGGUGUUGAAGGAAAUGCUAAAGAUUGACAGUCCAGGAACAGGAAGUCCCACGUCCCAGGAGACUCUUAACAGCGCUUCCUCCGGUGGCCGGCAGCAGAACAGGAGACGAUCGUCCAAGAAACUAGCCGCAGCAAUGAACGCCCCCCACGGCGAAACAGCUGUAUUAGCUCCUCCCACAUUGACCGCCUCUGCCAACCUCUCCAACACAAUGCUGACAAGUAAGGUGUCCGAGCUGGCGUGCGUCUGUGUGGGGUUAGGAAUGGCACCACCCGAGUUCAGCUUCAUAGGCAACAGACAGGGUGUAGUAGUAUGUCAGGUGAAGCUGUCCAAUGGGUUGAUGGUUCAUGGUCCACAGUGCCAAUCGGAAAAUGAUGCCAAGGAGAAAGCUGCCUUCUUUGCCCUCCAAAGACUGAACUCAGUGGGGUCGAGCUUCUCCCUCCCACCUCCUUUAUACCCAGGAGUGGGUCAGAUACGACCCCCACCCAUCAGAGGUAUGACCCCUGUCUUCAACCAACAAGGUGGAUUGAUGUUACCUCCCCAGGGUUACGCCCCUCCCCCUCUGUGGGGAAUGACGCUUUCCCCCCACCACCACCAAAACCAACCAUUCUUCAGCGCACCGGGAACCUUUCCCGGUGCUGCCCGCCCACCGCCUUCAACAACACUGCCCAUUGGCUCACACAACCAGUUUAUCCCAUUACAGGUGACUAAGAAGCGAGUCUCAGCCAACAAGAAGAACCAGGAAACUCGAGAGUUUUACAGCGCUGCCCACACUGUGUCCAGAAACCAAUCACAGAAAGCCCAGAACCAACUCUCUGGCCAAUCACAGGCUCAGAGCCGUAAAGUCGAGCAGCCACACCAACACAUUACCAACAGCAACCCCUCCUCUUCCAGUCCUGGUUUCGUAGACGGCGUUUCCACAACAACAGCUGGCCCGCACACGCCCCCUCGACAAAACCAGCCAGCAACAGGCCACACCCCCGGCUCCGCCUCCAAGAGGAAGCACAGAAAGCUGGCUGUCAACUUCGAGGCGGCUAAAGUCUCUGAGUGAUGAGCAGCUGUGUGAGUGACAGAGAGGGGAGAUAGAGUCGUACUUUGUUUAAGCUGCUGUUUUAAGCCUGACUCAGCAUCUCUGAUCAAACCCCUCAUCAACUUGAAAGUUUCUUUUCACUCAACGUUUCAGGGUAGAAGCAGCUUCAGCUGGGGCAAGGGAACUUUUUUUUGUUGUUUUGUCUAAUGUUACGCAUUAGGCAACUCAAAACACAACUCUGUAUCAGUCAUCAUCAAUCACACGACAGAGUUCCACUCUCCCUACACCUCUUCUCUGUCAAUGUAACAAAGUCUGCCAAACCUGGCUGUUGUAGUACAGUCCCCUGGAGAUGCUGCCUUCUUGCUCUUGUUUGUGGCCAGUGUGAGCCUACAGGUUUGCUGUACAGGUUGCGGCCAUAGCUUCUUCUUUCUUUUUUCUUCUUCCUGUAUUUCUUAGAAGAGGUUCAUUUCGUGAAUUCCUCUUCCUAACAGAAUUGAGUCAUGUCUUAUUUCUUUGAAUCAUAAUGUUGGCGCUCCAGUCCGCAAACUUAAAGGAAGUUUAUUACAGCUUGCCUAUUAUUUUUGUAGCUCUGGCUGUUCAUUCUGUCAGCUGUGUUAACUGGUUGCUGUGAUCACGGAAUUGGGGUAACAUUGGUCCAGCGGGGCAACAGAUACGAGCAGUUUGACGAUCAUAUUAAAGAAAUUCCACGUUAGUCAAAUGUAUCUGAAGGAGAAAACAAAAUGAUUACCCAAACUCUGUUAGAAACCUCCAUCCACAACCUUUUUGCUGUAGUGAGCGCACAUACAGUUUUGGUGUGCAGUGAGGGAUUAUGAGCGAAAUAUCAGAAGCGGUAGCCGGUCUGGUGGAACUGAGUUUGUGCACGGCCUGACCGCUUGUGUUUGUUGCCUCCUUUGAACUAUUUUCUGUGAUGUUGCUGUGUUCCAUGAUCUUAUCAGAUACUUGAUUACAAAGUUAUCAUAACUGACAGAACCACUGGCCCGAUCAACAAAAAUCAAACCCACGUUGUAAUGCAGUUUUCCUUCAACUGCGUGAGCAGCGAACUAAGUACAAAUUGGGAAAAACAAUCUUCUGACAAAAUGUUCUUACAAAAACAUAAUUCUAUCCUUUGAUUCACAUGUUCAAUGAGCUUGGUCCUAGCAGUGAAGAAGGUCUGGGGAAGUGAAACACUGCCAUUAAAAUAUGCAUUUUGAGGGAAAAUCUAUGUGGAAGAAAAAUAAAUGGAUACAGUAGCUAUAUACUAGUGCCACCAAAUCAAAUAAGUAUCUGAGAGGAAAACACAAAGACGUUUUUACAAAAUUUUCUGUUUGGGCAUUAAUGAAGCCUGUAAUAAUAAUUAGUAAUGUGUGUUAUUUCUCCCUGCCCCCCCUGUCAGUCUUAGCACCGUCCAUCUAUACUUCUUUAAAAAUGUUGCUAUGUAUGUUUACAGCCCAGAGGCAGGAGAGUUUUCACUGACAUUAGCUUCUGCUGUUGCCUUCGCUUUGGGAAGCACAGGAGGGCUCACGGCAACGUAGACUGAGAACAUACCGGAGGGCGGAUGUGCUUAACGUUUUGGAAAACCUCCUCAUUUACAUUUGGAUCUUGGUUCUCAGAGACAUGCGUCCAUGGUAGAAGCCCUCCUCAUAGUCUAGCCUCAGAUCUGCACUGCAGUGGCAGUUACUCCCUGCUUUUCCUAGUAAACGUAACACUAAGUCAUUUACAUACAUCUUUAGAAAGCUAGUUUGAAUUCAUAUGAUGCUGUGUUGUCCUUGCUUUGUUUUUUAGGGGGUUUUACUGUAUUAAUUAUGCAUAAAAACGAGCCUUCUAUAAUGACAAACUAAUACAGCCGCGUCGUCAGGUUUGGAUCAGUGGUGUUAAUCAGGCCAACAUUGAUUAUCUGUUUUAAUGUUUUCCUGUGUGUUGUGGUCUUUAAAUCCCAUCAAUAUUUAUAGCCUUUUUAUUUCUUUCAGACGUUUGAUGCCUUGCUGCAUUUUUAUACUUUUUGUAGAGUUUGUUAACAACACAGCCAAAGUAAAAAGUUGCCCCCAGCAAACACACACACCGACCGCACUUGAUGAUAUUGCCAGUGCAUGCAGAGCUGGUUCACACCAGCACAGAACCCAGAAUCAAAUAGUGUUCAAAUGACCAGAUUUGUCAAUUUUUAUUUUUGUAAACUGGAACUUGUGAAAAUGUCCAUUUUAAUUUGAUUGAUGCAGUCAAAUACUAAUCAGUCAUAUUUGUUGAGUUCUGUUGGACCUUACAGGUUACCCUUACACUGCCAGAUUCCAAAAGCAACUUGAUUUUUAAUUGAAUAGUGCCAGUAGAUUGUGGUUGAUUUUUACACGGGUGCAAAAAAAAUAUAGCUUUUUUUCAUUUCUAUUUUUUUUGCUUUAAAAAAAAAAAAAAAACUAUUAAGAUUAGACUUUUUUUUUUUCCUUAUGAAUAUGGUCACUCACACAGUUUAUAAUACUAUGCACUUUUGACAUCUUAAAUUGAAAUACAAACCAAUCAAUUAGGACUUUAUUUAGAAUUGAAGAGUUCUGACACAUGACUGAUGUCACAUACAGUAUAGUUUAUGUUUGUCCGAAGUUUUCAUUUCUAUGUGAAACUUGUGGUGUUAACAGUACUCUUCAGGGGUGCACAGCUGAUAAUUAUGAGCUUCCUUUGCAACUUAAUCAUUAUCAUCAGUUAUCUGAAGUGCAAAUAUCAUUAACGUACAGAGGUGACAUACGUACAUAACGGUUGAAAAUAGGCUAUUUUUGUAUCUGUGUAAAUGCAACCCUAACAGCAUAGUAACUGUGUUGUAUGGUGAGUACUCAUAUAUUUAAAACACUUAUAUUUGCAUUAUGUGCCCACUAAAUUGAGUCUCUCUUACAUGCUUAUGAGGAGGUUCUUCCAAUUUUCUGUUGGUGGAUUUCUCAAGCUGUUUGGCUAUUUUAAGUUCGCUUUAUUGUACUACUCUAUACACAUCUGGAAUUAACUCACACAAGAACACAUACAGAUGUCUCCAUUUUAAGGAACUGUUUUUUUUUCUUUUUCAAGCCAUGGAUUUUAUGGAAACCCUUUUUAUAUAGACUUUGUCUUGGGGUCAUUUCUAAGCAAUCUGAAUAAUGAUUGUUUCAAUAAUGUUUGUUGUGGAGCUCCAUUGAUGGAAGCAGCUGUAGCGACUAGUAAAGUGUAUUUGUUUUGAGGGAGACAUGCAUACAGUGUUUGUUGUUUUAAGGCUCAUAUCCUUAUGCCGGCCUCGGAACUCAAGUCUGUAAGGCUCUGGUGCAAUAAGGGGAGGUUUCUGGACAUUUAAGCACACCUGUUGUGUAUCCGUUUGGUUUUUGGAUAUGAAACGAAGUAGAGAAUUCUCGAUAAUAAGACAUAAUGACUUGCUGUUUUGAUUCAGGAAUGUGCUGUACAUAUCAAUUUAAUUAAAGUGCAUCUUUUGUUA
Micropterus dolomieu (smallmouth bass) is the source of this 8715-nucleotide messenger RNA. RefSeq names its product 5'-3' exoribonuclease 1 (gene xrn1). Gene Ontology annotation, cellular component: nucleus. Gene Ontology annotation, biological process: nuclear-transcribed mRNA catabolic process; rRNA catabolic process. The record is from RefSeq and is a predicted model, not a curated record. The coding region runs from base 150 to 5300 and encodes 1716 amino acids. The transcript is spliced from 41 exons. NCBI's taxonomy places the organism in Eukaryota, Metazoa, Chordata, Actinopteri, Centrarchiformes, Centrarchidae. Gene Ontology annotation, molecular function: 5'-3' RNA exonuclease activity; RNA binding.